UUUUAUACUUUCACUUUUGAUAUGCCGUGGUUUCCAUUUACAAGCUUAAAUUCUUUUUUUUUCUAAGAAUUGUAGUCAGUUCAUUAAAGAUGAAACCCAUAUAAAGUUUUCGCAAAUACAAAACUGGUAGUCGCAAAAUAACUGAAUUGCACCAUUACAGCACAGGAUUGACAAUAUUGACAGGAUUAUAAAAGAGCUACUUUCACUUUUGAAAUUCAGCUUGUAGUGUUGUGAACAAAACAAAAUGCAAGUUUUUCUCCUCGUCAUGGCUUUCUUUACUACCAUCUUUGCAGCAGAAGAACAUGCAUACCAGCAGUUCAUCGGCUGUGCAUUCAACAAUGAAGGGCAAGUAAGCCGUUUCUGGCGCUAUGGGUAUGAUGGCAGAGACAUCAUGUAUGUGGACUUGGCGAAGGAAGCUGUGGUUGCUACUAGUGAACCUGGUCAGCUUUUAGCAGAAGAGAGAAAGAGCAAAGAAUACAUUAAGAGAAAAGAGGCACGACUAGCAAAGGUGUGUUCUGCGGUGAAAACAGUCUUCCUAAGGUCCAACAACUCCCUCUCCACAGCAGCAAAACCUGCAGUAUAUGUGUCUUCUGGAGGAGAAAAGAAUCAGGAAUAUCUUAAAUGUGUUGUGCAUGGCUUCUAUCCAAAUGUCAUUAAAGUACGCUGGACCAAAAAAGGAAGGCCAAUCUAUUUUGGUGUAUCAACUACUGGAAUACUCCCUCACAAAGAUGGCACAUUCCAGAUGACCUCCUAUCUGAGCCUUAGUAAUGUGAGCACCCACGAUGUUACUUGUGAGAUUGAACACUUAAGCAUUGAUGGGAAAUUGAAGAUAGACUAUGGGGACGAAUCUUUGUUUCUGUCAAAAAUCACAGAGCAUGUACUUAAAGCAGUGGCUGCCUUUCUUCUUGGAUUUGUAUUACCAGUGUGCCUAACUUUACUAUUUAUAUGCAUAAGGCAAAAAACAAGGAAAGCCCCCGAGAAUGAGAUAACAGACACAAGUGAUGAAUCAGAAGCAUCUUUAUCUUUGAAUUUAAUGAAUAUCUCUCAGGAAACAUAAAAUAUUUAAGGCGAGUGUGACUCAGAACAUAUAUGUGACCCUCGACCACAAAACCAGUCAUAAGUCGCAUGGGUAUAUUUGUUGCAAUAACCAAAAAAUACAUUGUAUGGGUCAAAACUAUCGAUUUUUUUUUUAUGGCAAAAAUCAUUAGGAUAUUAAGUAACAAUCAUGUUCCAUGAAUAUAUUUUGUACAUUUCCUACCAUAAAUAUAUAAAAACUUAAUUUUUGAUUAAGGCUACAAUAUGCAUGCACAUAAUUUAUGUAUCUUUAUAGGCAAUAAAAGUCUAUGCAAAAUA
This is a messenger RNA of Labeo rohita (rohu), 1353 nucleotides long. RefSeq lists its product as uncharacterized. Lineage: Eukaryota; Metazoa; Chordata; Actinopteri; Cypriniformes; Cyprinidae. Gene Ontology annotation, biological process: immunoglobulin production involved in immunoglobulin-mediated immune response; peptide antigen assembly with MHC class II protein complex; antigen processing and presentation of exogenous peptide antigen via MHC class II. Gene Ontology annotation, molecular function: MHC class II protein complex binding. Gene Ontology annotation, cellular component: MHC class II protein complex. Bases 245 to 1057 code for a protein of 270 amino acids. The record is from RefSeq and is a predicted model, not a curated record. The transcript is spliced from 4 exons.